AUGGGAAUUUUGAAUGUUUUUCUAGCAUUGACUAUUCUUAUUCUCCUGGGGGAUCUUGAACCUCUAAUAGUAGCCAAGCUUGUCCUGGUGAAUAAAGGGAUCAGCGUUGAGAGAGGACACAUUGCCUAUGUAACUGAACAUGAACUACAAUUCAACAUUUCUAAAGAGAGAGAUUCUUGCAAGGUAGAGGUGGUUUUAAAUGAACCAGUGACACAAAGGGUUGGAAAAUUUACACCUCAGGUAUUUAAUUGCCAUUUCUUACCCAGUGAAGUGAAAUACAUCCACAAUGGUUGCCCACUGCUAAAAGAAGACAUUGUGAUGUUGAGAGUAUACAGGUUUACAGAAGUAGAGACCAUUACAGAGAUGUUUGUUCUUCAUGUAGAGAUCAGACACCCCAAAUCAAGUCUCGUUGAAUUUGGAGAAGUCUCUCUUGAAGUUCCAGAUUUCUUUGGGAUUUCUCAGCCAAUUGACAGAAAUGUUUUGACUUUCAAUUAUAGCCGGCUUGGUAAAGCCUGCACAGUAAGAAUCAUGUCGUCUGAAUUCUUGCUUCCUGCUGUUGGCCAAAUAGUUGCUGAGGACUCUAAAAUACAGAAAAGUGAAGAUUUACCAGUGCAUACUAAACUGAAAAAAGGCUUAAAAGAGAUACAUCUUCUAAAGAUGAGCUGUGAAGACUUUCUGGAGAUGGGUUUUAGGUACCAGCAUCUUAGUCCUCCAUCACCUGAUAAGGAUUAUAUCUCAAUUCAAGUAGAAAUCAGAGAGAAAAAGAGCAGAUUUCAGUUACAGGCAGAAAAUGUAUGGAUUCCCAUAAGAAUAAAAGGGGCCAUUCCAAACAGACAACCUCAAGCUGCAUUCAUGUCCAUGUUCAUCUUGGAGAUAGAUGAGUUUAUUCUUACUCCUCUUACAACACUGACUUUGGAUGCUGAAGAUGAAGAAACCCAAAAGGAAAGAUUGGUAUUCAACAUUACUAAGCCUCCUCCUCAGGGAUAUGUCACCCACCUGGAAGACCAUUCUAAGGCCAUUACAUCUUUCACUUGGCAGGAUUUAUAUGAUACAAAAGUUGCUUUCCAGCCAUCCAACAUUUCUCAUUCUGAGAGGCAGAACUAUGAGGUUGAAUUUCAAGCAAUUGAUAGCCUCUUCAUGAACAGUUUCCCUAUAUUGGUCCAUUUUUCAAUACGAAGUGCAGAAACAAAUGCUCCUAGAGUUGCAUGGAACAUGGGGCUCAACUUGUUGGAAGGACAGUCUCGUCCAAUUACCUGGGAGUCUCUUCAGAUUGUAGACAAUGAUAAUCUUAGUGCUGUUCAACUCCUUGUGGUGGAAGGCUUGAAUCAUGGUUGGCUCACAGUCAGAGGGAACAAAGGCUUCAAGUUUGCAGUUCAAGACCUUAGAGAUGGAGUUGUCCAUUACCAUCACGAUGACAGUGACACAAUCAAGGAUGACAUAGUCUUCAGAAUCUUUGAUGGAAAGCACAGUCUUAGGCACAAAUUCCCUAUUAAUAUUCUUCCUAAAGAUGACAGCCCACCAUUCUUGGUGAACAAUAUUGUGUUUAAGCUGGAAGAAGGGGACACAGUUCUUAUUGAAAAUCAUAUCCUUAUGGCCUCAGAUUUUGACUCAAGUGAUGAUUACAUCCUCUACAAAAUAUCCAAGCCACCACGUGCUGGAGAACUUAUGAAGCAACCCUUCUCAGAUGGACCAGGCGUUCCUGUCUCCAGCUUCUUCCAAAGAGAUCUUUUCCAUGGUCUCAUUUACUAUCAUCAUUUCGGAGGAGAAAUUUUCCAAGACUCGUUUGAGUUUACCUUAGCAGACAGUCAGGAGCCACCUAACCUUUCGGAUUCUCAGAUUGUGAUGAUUCACAUUAUGCCAGUGAAAGAUCAUUUGCCAGAAGAAGUACCUGGGACAACAAGACACCUUGUGGUCAAAGAAACAGAAAUUGCACACAUCACAAAGGACUACCUCCAUUUUACAGAUGCUGAAUUGCCGGACAACCAACUUAUGUAUACAAUUACAAAACCCUGUUUUGCCCCCACUUCUCCUGGACUUUAUGAUGCGGGAAAGCUAAUUUUCACAGACAGCAUAAAAAACGAUGUGAAAAAUACCCCUGUUCCUUUGUUGUCAUCUUUCACACAGCAUGCUGUAACGCAUAUGAAAGUGGCAUACAUGCCCCCGUCGAUGGAGAUGGGCCCUGACCCAUUGUUUAUACAGUUUGAAUUCUCUGUCAGUGACCAGCAGGGAGGAAUGAUGACUGGUCUCCUCUUUAACAUCACAGUGACGCCUGUGGAUGAUGAAGCACCUGAGAUUUUCACCAAUCAUCUAAAAAUAGAGGAAGGAGCCAGUUCAUUCAUCACAGAAGAGCACAUAAUGGUAACAGACUUGGACACGAAGAACAGUGAUAUUCAAAUUGAACUGAAGAAGUCACCUUUGCAUGGACACAUUGAACUGCAUGGAGUUGUUAUGCUGGAGGGGGAGACAUUUACCCUUUGGGAUUUACACUCCUCCAAUGUCCGGUAUCAGCACGACAGUUCAGAAAGUCUUGAAGACAGUGUCUUAUUUUCAGCAACAGAUGGAUUAAACACUGCAGAUGGAAUGUUAAAAGUACAGAUCAUACCAGUUAAUGAUGAGCCACCAGUGCUCCAACCUGGAUUAAAAUCAAGUCUGGAGUGUUUUGAGGGAGGACAAGUCAUCAUCACUACUGAAUACCUGUACGCAACAGAUGCUGACAGUGAUGACUCCAGACUCACUUACAUGAUUGCCAGGGCUCCAAAGCAUGGAGAAAUUCAAAAGGAUAACCUUGUGGUGGAUACAUUUUCUCAACAUGACAUUAUUGAAGGAUCCAUCUCCUAUGUACACACUGGAGGAGAAAUAGGGUAUAAAUACUUGAGCGACAGUGUAACUUUCGUUAUCUCAGAUGGAGAAGCUGGACUAGUGGACGGCUGUUGCAGUGAUAAAAAUUUCCCACCGCCUGUACCUCUUCAUCCCAAUUUACCAGUGUAUGAUCUGAACAUCACAGUGCUACCCAUUAACAAUCAGUGGCCGACCAUUCAAAUUGGAACAAUGUUUGUGGUGGAAGAAGGGUCUUCGGCAUGUAUCACAUUAAAAUAUUUAGACGCUUCAGAUGAAGACUCAAAACCUGAGGAGCUAACUUUCUUCUUAGAGACAAGUCCUCAAUAUGGUUACCUGGAGAACAUCCUUCCUAUACCUGGAUAUGAGAAGAGCAAUGCUGGACUUAAUAUAAGUGCAUUCACUUUCCAGAGUCUCAAGGCUGGUUAUAUCAACUAUGUUCAGUCUGAGCAUGAGCGUUCAGAACCCACCUCUGAUCGCUUCAUGGUAUCAGUUAGCGAUGGCCUUCAUGAAUCUAUAGCAAUGCCUUUCUACGUCGUCAUUGAUCCGGUUAACGAUGAAGUCCCAGAGCUGAACGUUAAGAACAUAACAGUAAUGGAAGGUGAUAUUAGGGACUUGGGACCUGGCAUCAUCAACGUUGAAGAUUUUGAUGUCCCACAAGACUUGCUGAGUUUCUAUAUUGCUACUCCGCCUAGUCAUGGAUUGAUACUAAAUGGAAUUUAUGGCAGAGAUAUUGGACGCUACAGGCAACUAAGCCCAACUGUACUUCAUCAAGAUUUAGAAAUUCACAGCUUUACGUUGGAGGAACUCAGACAAGGACUGAAGCUCAUGUACAUGCAUGAUGACACAGAAAGCCUAGAGGAUAGUUUCACCAUUCAGCUAACAGAUGGCAAGCAUACAGUCCAAGGGACACUUUACGUCGACAUGAUGCCAGUCAACGAUGAAAUCCCUCAUCUUUCCAGAAACACAGGCCUAGAAGUGGAAGUUGGAGAGAGUAAAGUAAUUUCCAGUGUGUCCUUAGAAGUGGAAGAUAAAGAUUCUUCGAGGAAUCAGCUCCAUUAUGUCAUCAACAACAAGCCAAAAUGGGGACACCUACAAUUAAAGACCACAUCAGCUUGGAGCACUCUGCAUCCUGGAAUGAAUUUCACUCAAGAUGACGUGGACAUGAACCGCCUCUGGUAUUUCCAUACUAACAUCCUGGUUCCAGAAAGCCAUGACAGCUUCCGAUUUUAUGUGACGGAUGGGCAGAACAGCUCUCCACCAGAAAGCUUAUAUAUCUUUAUUAAAAGUCUAGCUAAAGGUGACAUUGUUCUAUUCACCAAACCUGUAACUUUAACAGAGGGUGACAGGGUGACCUUGACGACAGAUGUUCUUAUGGCAACAGAUGGCACUGGUAAACCCGAGAAGCUGCUGUAUGCCAUUUCUGUGCCACCUGUGCAUGGUCGGAUUGAGUACAUCAAUUAUCCCGGCGUGCCCAUUUCCCGCUACAGCCAGUUGGAUGUUGUGGCCCAGAAGGUUUGCUACAUUCAUGACAAUAGCCAUGAGGCUAGUAAGGAUUCAUUCAGUUUUACCAUCAGUAAUGGUCAUGUUGAGAAAAAAGGCCUGCUAAAAUUGAACAUUGAACACACUGACCAGAUUCCACCUACUCUACUGCAUAACAAAGGUCUCCAUAUCGUGGAGGGUAGUAAAGGAUUUUUAACUCCAGAUGUUCUUCAGAUUACAGAUGUAGAUAGUCCAGUAAAAAACCUCACCUAUAUCAUCACACAGUAUCCGCAAUAUGGUCAUUUAUAUAUGGAAGAGACUGUCAUGCACCGGGGGGAAUUUACACAGCUGGAUGUGGAUAAUACAAAAGUGUACUACAAGCAUAAUGGAGGAGCCGGACAAAUUGAUAAAUUUUCAUUUAUAGCUACAGACAAAGUUAAUAAUGGAGUUUUGGUCAAUGGCCAACUGAGAGAUGACCCAAUAGAAUUUACAAUACAGAUAGAACCUCAAGAUAAAAUGGCUCCAAAAGUCCUUGUAAAGUCAAGCCCAACCACCAUACAGAACCUGAAAGAUGGGAGGUUUGCAAUCCCUAUCACUGUUCACAGCCUGAAAAUCACUGAUGCUGAUAGUAGAGAUGAGGAGCUCAUCUUUAAUAUUCGGCGGCAACCUUUCUUCGGGUAUCUUGAAAAUCCAAGAGGAGGUGGUUUUGUGCUGAACUCAUUUACUCAAGAUGAUUUAAACCAGCAUAACAUUCGGUACAUCAUAAAUCCCUCCACUGAGGUAACUUCAGAUAGCUUCGAAUUUGAUGUCUCGGAUAAAGCAGGCAAUACAAUCGUUCCAGAAAUUCUCGAAAUAAAAUGGUCCCGUAUAGAACUGGUAGAAACAUGCUAUCGUGUCUGUGAAAGCAUUGGAAUGCUUCCUGUCAAACUUCUAAGAACAGGAGGGAGUGCAGAACCAUCAUUUGUUGGUAUAAAGGUCCAAGAAGUGUCAGCUAGAGUCGGCUUGGACUUCAAACAUAGUACAGCAAGAUUAGUGCAGUUUGAUCCUGGUGUUUCCAUCAAGAGCUGGAAUGUCUUCCUUCAAGAUGAUGGACUUGAAGAAAACAAUGAAAUAUUUAAAAUAAUACUGAACAAACCUAAAAAUGCUGUAUUGGGACACAGAAGGGAGCUGACAGUUGAAAUUCUAGAUCCAAAGACUGGUAGCUGUGAUUCUUCCACAACCUUCCAAGCUUCCAAGGAAGUGUUGGAAAGGAUUAGCAACAUUUCAGGAAGCACAUUAUAUGCUGGUCAUUCGUGUACAACAAGCAGAAGAGGAAAUGUCUUCCAUAAUGAACAAUAUCUGGGCAAUAAGAACCACCGUCAGCAUCAUCACCACCAUCAUGGCUCUUCUCCCAGAGGAGAUGUUCAUCAGGCCAAGCACCUGCUUGAUCAUGUAGAUAUGGAUGUCCAAGUUCUUGCACAUGCUAACCUUAAGAGAAAACAUCAAGUAGCUGAAUACAGGCCACUGAUGUUCCAAAGAAUUACGUCAACAGGAGGUGAAGGCCAAUUUGUUCUACCAUCUGCUGCAGAACCCUUGUCUGUUUUGCCGUUUCACCUACAACGCCAACAUGACCUUCCUCAGAAAGAUUUGGGUGUGAAGAAUAAACCUAUCCCAUUAUCAAGAAGCAAAAAACAGAGCCAUAAAUCCAGGACAUGCCCUUCCAGAUGGACACUCAGAGGGAAGCACUGCUACAUUUUGAGUUCCGUUAGAAAUGCUACAUGGGACAGUGCUGAAAAGGCCUGCAGAAAAUGGUCCAGUGGCCAUCUAGCCAGUGUGCAUUCUGCAAGGGAGAUGGCAUGGUUCUGGAAGUUUGCCAAUAAGCAGCCAUUUUGGAUUGGAUUAAAACAAGAAGGUAAAAUGGGCAGCUGGGUGUGGAGUAAUGGCCGACCAGUGACCUUCCAUAACUUCAGAGAAGAAAAGGCAAUGCUCAGCAAGACUACUGAACAGAAAUGUGCUUUUGUACGAAUGCAGAAGAAAUGGGUUGCAAGACUAUGUAGGCAAAGGCUGAAAGGAAGAUAUGUUUGUUCUAUCCCUUCCUUAGCCGAUUCUUCCCCCAAGACACAAAAAUGAUUGAAUUGGUAUGUGAAGUUGGAAAGGAAAUUACACAAGAUAUAUUACCAUGAGAAGCAAAGUUGCAACAAAUUCUAGAAGAGCAGCCAUGAAGUCCUACAAGACACUUGUUGUACAACUGCUUAAGAAAACAUCUUGAUGAAGGAGAAACAUAGCCUCAGUGCAUCAACAACCUCAUAAUUUCAGA
Elgaria multicarinata webbii is the source of this 6613-nucleotide messenger RNA. RefSeq names its product FRAS1-related extracellular matrix protein 1-like. Gene Ontology annotation, cellular component: membrane. Bases 1 to 6426 code for a protein of 2141 amino acids. NCBI's taxonomy places the organism in Eukaryota, Metazoa, Chordata, Lepidosauria, Squamata, Anguidae. Gene Ontology annotation, biological process: cell communication; anatomical structure morphogenesis. The transcript is spliced from 34 exons. The record is from RefSeq and is a predicted model, not a curated record.